UAGAACUGCUGAUGAACACUCUGUAGUUGCCAUCCGGCGAGUGAGGACGUAGCGCCGGAAACAUGGUGGACCAUAUAGAUGUACCAACAAUGUCUACGAAGUUGCAGAAUACACUGAUUCAUUACCACAGUAUUCCUGAAGAUGAGUGGAGUGUUGCUAAAAAAUCAAGUGAUGUAACCGUGUGGCGAAAACCAUCUGAGGAAUUUGGAGGCUGCCUUUACAAGGUUGAAGGAGUCGUGAAAAAUGUUACAAACAAAAUAGUUGACUAUAUCCGACCCGGACCAUACAGACUGCAGUGGGACAGCUUAAUGACUACUAUGGAAAUAGUCAAGGAUCUGGAACAGGGUUCCUGUGUGAUGCUAUACACAACUGCUGGGCUACUCCUGAACAUUAUUUCCCCAAGAGAGUUCAUUGACUUCUCUUACACUACCAGCUAUGAAAAUGGACUUUUGACUUGUGGCGUAAGCAUCGAACAUGAAAACGUCCAUCCAAAUUGUGUCCGUGGGUUUAAUCACCCUUGUGGCUGGUUUUGUGUGCCUCUCCAGGACUGCCCUGAGCACAGCUUUCUGACUGGUUACAUACAGACAGAACUGAGGGGGAUGAUUCCGCAGAGCACUGUUGACUUUGCGAUGGCCGGUUCACUUGUGAAUUUCUAUAGUGAUCUCAGGAAAGCAUUAAAGAAGUCGUAGAGUUUUUAGACAAACCAAUAUCACAUACUGGAGGUCAAAUACUGUUUUCCUUUUAAAA
Messenger RNA from Nanorana parkeri, 747 nucleotides. It is a transcript of the gene STARD4, whose product is annotated as StAR related lipid transfer domain containing 4. The transcript is spliced from 6 exons. The record is from RefSeq and is a predicted model, not a curated record. Gene Ontology annotation, biological process: intracellular cholesterol transport; cholesterol transport involved in cholesterol storage; cholesterol import. NCBI's taxonomy places the organism in Eukaryota, Metazoa, Chordata, Amphibia, Anura, Dicroglossidae. Gene Ontology annotation, cellular component: cytosol; endoplasmic reticulum. The coding region runs from base 63 to 689 and encodes 208 amino acids. Gene Ontology annotation, molecular function: cholesterol binding; cholesterol transfer activity.